CGUCAUACCUUUUCCUCCACAUACCCCCGUAGGUACACAGAUGCAAUCCUAGAGAAUAGUUUCUUGAUGGCCAGGAUCAACGUCAUUUGGUCCAGGUUGGCCCAAAUCUCAUUCGUGGUUCGGCCGUUUAAAGCCCUGGCAAGACCCAUGGAUGAGGGACCACCCGUCAUCCCUAAUAUAGUUGGAAGUAAACAAUUAUUUUCCGAAUCUGCCUCAAAUCAGCCCUACGAGAUCGCGACUCAAUAAUACCGUGGUUCCCUUCAAAUUGGAACCCCCGCGUGUGCUCCAGAUCACGAUUAAACGUGUCGGCCGUGGGUGUGACAUCAGCGGGUCGCGGGGUCAUCGGACGUUGGCUUAUGUCGUAUGCAUGUGCUGCUCAGCCCCCACAACGCUUCGCUGCCUUCUCAAUGAUAGUAACUUGCAUUCUUUCUCUUUGAUUUGCCUCAUCCUCCUGAUUUUACAUUGUGGAUGAACACUGGGACCUGUGAAAGUCCUGGUGUGCGCCGGCGCUGGCUCCGACGUGUUAAAAGCCCCGCAAACGCAGUCUUGCCCCGCCGAUCUUGAUAGCCGCUUUCCUCGCCCGAUUUACACUCCAGCACGCAAAGCAACGGUCGAACGCAAACCUGGAAAUCGAUGCACAUAGUCACUCGAAUCUAUAAUUCUCUUUCCAGGCUCUAGUCCUUCUUUACUUCCGAUUCCAGCUAUGUCUCGGCGGGCGCCGCCCCGCGAGUACUAUGAGGAGGAGGAAUUCGAGGCCGAACGGGAGCGAGAUCGAUAUCCACGAUCACGCAGACGAGAGCGCGACUUCGACGAAGAUGUUGAGUAUCGGCGACGCAGAUCAAUGCCUCCCAUCGAAGAUCUAGAGCACAUGCAUAUCCGGGACCGGCCCCCACGCGACCUUGUUCGAGAGAGCUUUGCCCCGCCAAGAGACCGGGGUGGUCCCCUGGUGAGAAGAGAGAGGGAUGAGCUGGAUGAGCCAGGACCGGGGCCUGACCCGGAGGAGGUUCGGGCGCGCUCAUCACGCCGGCGUGGAAGCCAGAGUCACCGACCUCGCGAAGUCGUCGAGGAAGAGGAGUCUGAGUUGAUGAUCGGUGGACGGGAAAAACGUGGAAGUCGACGAUCCCGAAGACCACGCGAUCUAGAUGACGAGGAUAUGGUGAUUCGACACCGAGAGCGGGCUAGCGAGGGGGACCUGAGACCGAUGGAGAAAGUGUACGAGGACGAGCGGGAGGAGGUCUAUUUCAGGGCAUCAUCUAGACCACGACGCAGACCGUCGCGGCGCGAGGUCGAAUUCGAGGAAAGAAUCAUUGACGACAGAGAGCAAGAACGGCUGCGGGGACCACGGCACCGCGGAGAAGCGUCAUUCGAAGAAGACCUUGUUAUGCAAUGGAAGGACCGACCGACGCCCCGAGAACUGGAAGAAGAGGACGAGAUACGCCUGCGGGAAACGAGACGACGGCGUCGGCCCAGCCAGCCAGAGCCGGAAUAUGUUCGGGAGCCACCACCAAGAGAGCCACCUGGGGCAUGGCCCGCUGAGAGGGAAGUUGAAGAAGAGGAGAUUCGUAUUCGCGAACGGAGGCGCUCGCGACCGAAGCGCCGGGAAGUCGAGGACGAAGAAGACAUUGUUCUCCGUCGCGAGGAGCGAGAUCGGGAACGUGGCAGGGAUAGUGCCGAGAGUGACGAGAUACUGAUUCGAAAGAGCAAGCGAAAAACGCCACGAGAACCGUCACUGUCUCCGGAGCCUAUUCGGGCUCCUCCAAUUCACCAGGAUGUCAUCACACACCACCGUCAUGUUGAUCACGGUUUUGAUACAGUUCGUCCACCGCGAGCACCCAGCCCAGAAAAAACUUCUACUAGGAGGAGCUUUGAGGAGAUAGAUAUCCGUCGUAGCAAGAAAGGACAUCGAGGCCGCAAGUCCCAAGAGGAAAUUGUCUUCAAACAUCGUGAAACACAGGAAUCCCUGUCACCGACCAGUGGCCCAUCCCUCGAUUUCACCGAUCCAUGGAAGCCGGACCGUCGACCCUCACGUCGCAACCGCAAGUCGAGAUCCCUGGAUGACGAUGAGGACGACGAUAGCGACUCCUCAGUCGCCGGAAGCUCCCAUACUCCUCUGCGCCGGGAUCUCGCUCGCGAUAUUGCCCUCGAAGCCGAACUUGAAGCCGAGAUCGAGGAGGAGAUAAAAAUACACAAGGAACGAUCAAGACACCGCUCGCAUAUCGAGAAGAUCUCCAAAGAGACCGCCGACGAAUGGUCCGUCGUGCAUACGCCCUUGAAAGAAGACACGGUCGAAACGAUCGGGGCUCUCGAGGUAGUGGAAGUUGCACCCAAGGGCGCCGUAGAAGAGGAUCUCGAAAUUCGGGGCCGUGUCGAGCAGCAGGUCGUGAAGGAGCGCCGUGAUGAGCGCUGGACGGAGAUCACCAAGGAUUUGGUGGUUCGCGAAGCCAUCGAACGGCUGGGGUACGAAUUUGAGGAGACAAGGACAUUCUAUUAUAUCUUCACAUUUUUGGAACCGGCUGAAAUUGAUCACCUUGUCGAAUUGUCCGAUGAAAUACGUCACGCCAGGCGCCGACGUAUCAGGGAGAUGCAGCGAGAGCGAGUAGAAAAGCCACCACGACCUAUUUACGAGGGAGAUAGGCUACCUCCUCGUCCGCGGAUGAUGGGAAAGAGGCAUAUAAGAGAGCGAGAGUGGAUUCUCGAAGAGCGGAGGUGAUAUGGCGACAGUUUGAUAUCUGGUGCCAGUUUAAUAACGACUUAUGAUUGACAUUUGCAUAGCCAUGAGUUUUUUUUUCUACAUAUAGCUCAACUUAUGAAUACUUUUCGGACAGA
Penicillium brasilianum is the source of this 2826-nucleotide messenger RNA. Lineage: Eukaryota; Fungi; Ascomycota; Eurotiomycetes; Eurotiales; Aspergillaceae. The record is from the annotation of a GenBank genome assembly.